Closterium sp. NIES-65 is the source of this 4689-nucleotide messenger RNA. The record is from the annotation of a GenBank genome assembly. NCBI's taxonomy places the organism in Eukaryota, Viridiplantae, Streptophyta, Zygnematophyceae, Desmidiales, Closteriaceae.
AUGGCUAGCCCUCCUGUACUAGCUUUCGAUACUAAGGGCCGCCCAGUGAAGUUUGACACCUGGCUAGAUGACCUGCACCUCUUCCUACAGCUCACUGCCAAGGAGGACAUCUCACUGUACGAUCACGCCCUAGGCCAUGCCACUGCCUCUGCUGCUACUGCUGACAGCACUGCCCGCUCACAGUGGCAGACUCGUGACGCCCACGCUCGCUUUGCUAUUCGCAACUCCCUACCGAUAGAUGAGUGCGAGCACUUUGGCCAGCACAAGACUGCACAGGCACUGUACACUGCUGUCGUUGCUCGCUACUGCUCACCUGCCUCUGCUGCGCUAGGCCGUCUCUCACUCCCCUACCUGUUCCCCGACCUCGCCUCCUUCCACACAGUCGGUGACCUCAUCACGCACCUCCGUACUAGUGAGGCCCGCUUCCGUGCCGCUAUGCCUGAUGAGUUUCUUGCCACGAACCCCCCCCCGCUCUGGCUCACUCUCUACCACCUAGUCACCCGCCUCCCUGACUCUCUGCGUGCAGUCAAGGACCACUUCCUAGCUCGCUGCCCCACUGAGCUCACCAUUGCCCUCCUCGAGAAGGAACUACUUGCAGCUGAGGCUAGCAUAGUCGCUGUAGGUGCCUCUCGUGGCGACCCCCGCACCCCUUUCUUCGAGGGGUGUUCCCCUUCCCCCCUUCUUCCCUCUGUAGCCUCUGCUUCUGCUGUCGACCUCCUUGGUGCUGAGAAGGUCAGGACUGCGUCUGCUUCGAGCUGGCGCCGCAGCCGGAAGGGCAAAGGGGGCAAGGGAGGCGGAGGUGACGGCGGGGGAGGCGGUGGUGGGGGUGGUGGCGGCGGUGGGGGUGGUGGUGGGGCUGGAGGGGCUAGUGGCAGCGGUUGGGGUGGUGGCGGCAGCGGCGGGGGAGGUGGCAGGGGCGGGGGUGGUGGUGGGGGCGGCGGUGGACGCGGCAGCGGCAGGGGAGGGGGUGGUCGAGGAGUUGGCGGCGGCAGUGGUGGUCGUGGAGGCGCUGGCAGUGGCCAGAGCCAGCAGUACACUCCAUCGCCCCAGGAGCUCCGUGAGUGGUACUCUCAGCACGGGGGGGGGGGGGGGGGGGGGGUGGCCUUAGCUGCACGUACGUUAUCCGCACUGGUGACCGCACUGUUUCCUGAGGCCACUGAGCUGCCCCGCUGGGCUGAUCUGAUGAAGAAAAACAUUGAUAUCUUUGCACUAGACUUUGAUGCUAUUCUCACCGCCAUGUAUGUGAUGUCUGUUAGUGGAGAGGGUGCUCAGUACCUGCGUCUUCCGCCCGAUCCGGGCAUUCGGACCAGUGAGGCUGCCGCUCUAGGUGCUAGAGUGUCUGCUACCCCAGGUGCUGGUGAGGCUACCGCUCUAGUUGCUAGUGAGUCUGCGCCCCCUGGUACUGAGCCGACUAAGGCACUACACACCUUCACACUGGACUCAGGUGCUUCCUGUUGUUUCUUUCGUGACCGCACGGCCCUUAAGCAGCUUGCUCGGCCAGUUGCAGUCUCCCUCGCUGACCCCUCUGGGGGUCCGGUCCUUGCGACCUCCUCCACUGUCCUCCCCUGUCCUGCGGUCCCGUCGGGCACACUAUCGGGUCUCUACCUCCCCUCGUUCUCUACGCACUUGGUGGCGGGUAGUGCGCUCCAGGACGGGGGUGUCCACCAGUUCACCCCUGCCUACGAGCACGUGACACACUGCACGUGUGCUCGGACGGGCCGUCACCUGGCUACCUUCACACGGCAGCCGGGGUCAGACCUGUACACACUGACCACUGAGUCCCCUCAGGUAGCUGCGUCUGCGUCUGCGUCAGGUCAGCUAUCAGCCCCCUGCUCGUGUCGCUCUCUGGCGCACGAGGCCGUCCUCUGGCACCACCGACUUGGUCACCCGUCUGUGCAGCACCUUCGGGCCAUGCACAAACGGUACCUUGUCUCUGGUCUUCCCAGGGUUCUCCCUCCCCUCCCACCCUCGCCUGCUCCUCCCUGUCUUCCCUGUGUCGAGGGGCGGCAGCGCGCCGCUCCUCACUCCUCCUCGUUUCCCCCGACGAUUGCUCCCUUGCAGACGCUCCACAUGGACGUGUGGGGCCCAGCCCGCGUCCGUGGUCAGGGUCAGGAGAGGUACUUCCUAAUAUUUGUUGACGACUACUCGCGCUACACCACGGUCUUCCCCUUGCGCACCAAGGGUGAGGUCCCUAAUGUUUUGAUCCCUUGGAUCCGCGCUUCUCGUCUCCAGCUCAGCGAGCGUUUCCACUCGGACUUUCCUGUCCUGCGCUUGCACUCUGACAGAGGUGGUGAGUUCUCCUCCGACCUCUUGGCAGCCUACUGUGCGGAGCACGGCAUCCGCCAGACGUUCACGCUUCCGGCCUCUCCACAGCAGAAUGGGGUUGCUGAGCGCUGCAUUGGCUUGGUCAUGGAGGUCGCUCGUACCUCCUUGAUCCAUGCGGCUGCCCCCCAUUUUCUGUGGCCGUUUGCGGUCCGAUACGCUGCGCAUCAGCUCAACCUCUGGCCCCGUGUCUCCUUGCCGGAGACUUCCCCGACACUACGUUGGACGGGAGAGGUUGGCGAUGCGUCGCAUUUCCGGGUGUGGGGAUGUCGAGCUUUUGUUCGCGAUACGUCCGCGGACAAGCUCUCCUCCCGCGCUGUUCCUUGUGUCUUCCUUGGCUUUGUCCCGGACGCGUCUGGUUGGCAGUUUUACCACGCCACCUCGCGCCGUGUCCUGCACUCUCAGGACGUCCCUUUGACGAGUGCUGCUUUGGUAGACCCCCUCCCCCCUCAGGGUGCCGCUCCCUCAGGUGUGUCCCAGGUAGACCCGGUUGAGCCUGUCGAGGUAGCUCUCGACUCUCGUCCUGCUAGGGGUGCUGAGCCUGAGCGUGCAGAGCCUGGGGUUGCGGAGUCUGGGGGUGCUGAGCCUGGGGGUGCGGAGUCUGGGGGUGCUGAGCCUGGGGGUGCGGAGCCUGCGGGUGCUGAGUCUGGGGGUGCUGACUCUGGAGGUGCUGAGCCUGGGAGUGCUACACCUGGAGGAGCUCUCUCCUCACAGCAGCUGCGUGAGUGGUACUUACAGUACUGCAGCCUUAGGAGAGGUGCUUCUGGAGCUAGGAGUGCUGCUGGAGCUGGGGCUAGUGCUUCCCCUCCUAGGCGGGAGCUGCCCUCUCCCCAGCGGCUCCGAGAGUGGUACGCACGGCGCUGCAGUCUCAGGAGUGGCGCUCCUUGUGCUGCGGACCCGGGCGUAGGAGCUGCUGCUGGUCCUGCUGACCCUGGAGUUGGAGCUGCUACUGGUGCUGAGGACCCGGGCGUUGGAGCUGCUUCUGGUGCUGCGGCCCCGGGUGUUGGAGCUGCUGCUAGUGCUGCGGACCCGUGCGUUGGCGCUGCUGCUGGUGCUGCUGACCCUGGAGUUGGAGCUGCUACUGGUGCUAAGGACCCGGGCGUUGGAGCUGCUGCAGGUGCUGCGCACCCGGGUAUUGGUGCUGCUGCUGGUGCUGUGGACCCUGGCGCUGAGCGUCGUGAGCCAGAGUCUCGUCUUGUGUCGCGUGUGUCUCGUGCUGCGUCAACUGUUCAUGUUGCUCCCACUGCUAGCCGUGUUCCGCGUGAGCACCCUCCUGCUGUCCCCGGCACACACUAUAUGACUCUGCGUCCUUCCACUGCUCCCCAGCGUGUCCCUCUCCCGUCUCCUCCUGCGUCCUCUCUUUCUGCUCUUGCUAACCCGGAGUCUGACUCCCUACGCGCUACCAAUCCUACUGUCACGCGUCUCCUGGCUACUAUUGUCACUGACCCUUCCUUUGAGUCCGCUGCUGUGUCUGCCUUAGUUGCUGAGCUUGUCGACUUUGCUGCCACCUGUCGUCUAGACUACGCCGCUAGCCUAGUUGCUGAGUCUGAGUCUGUCUGUCCUCCGUCCGUCGGGGGUGAGUGUGCUCUUGGGACGAACGUUCUUGAGGACAGGCAGGAGGAGUUUGAGUGCUUCGCCGCUGCUUUACCUCAUCUCGUGUCCAUGCUAGUUGCCCCUGAGGGAGAUCCGGAUGCACCAGACAUCCCGACUCCUCGAUCGUACGCUGAGGCGAUCGAUAGUCCCUACUCCUCUCAGUGGCAGUCAGCCAUGGACGCAGAGAUGGCUUCCUGGAAGUCCACAGGUACCUACGUUGACGAGGUUCCCCCACCUGGGGCGAACAUCGUCAGUGGUAUGUGGGUUUCCAGGGUGAAGCGGCCGCCGGGUUCUCCGCCUGUCUUCAAGGUGCGUUACGUUGCACGAGGCUUCAGUCAGCGAGAGGGAGUUGACUUCUUCCAGACCUUCUCCCCGACCCCGAAGAUGACCACUCUUCGGGUUCUGCUGCACAUCGCCGCUCAGCGUGACUACGAGCUCCACUCUCUUGACUUCAGCACUGCUUUCCUACAGGGCAGCCUGCACGAGGAGAUCUGGCUGCGCCGCCCACCUGGCUUUACUGGGUCGUUCCCUCCUGGUACCCAGUGGAGCCUCCGGCGGCCAGUCUACGGUCUCCGAGAGGCACCGCGUGAGUGGCACGACACACUGAGGACUACACUUGCGGCUCUUGGGUUCGCUCCCUCUACUGCUGACCCGUCGCUGUUUCUACGCACCGACACUUCGCUGCCGCCGUUCUACAUCCUCGUGUACGUCGACGACUUGGUCUUUGCCACUGCUGACAGUGCGGCACUCGCCCACAUGAAGUCGGAGCUGUAG